Messenger RNA from Pygoscelis adeliae (Adelie penguin), 453 nucleotides. It is a transcript of the gene RHEX, whose product is annotated as chromosome unknown open reading frame, human C1orf186. NCBI's taxonomy places the organism in Eukaryota, Metazoa, Chordata, Aves, Sphenisciformes, Spheniscidae. Bases 1 to 453 code for a protein of 150 amino acids. Gene Ontology annotation, cellular component: plasma membrane. The record is from RefSeq and is a predicted model, not a curated record. The transcript is spliced from 4 exons.
AUGGCCGAGGCGGCAGGGUAUAAAACCAUUAAGCUCAAUGAUAACGGCAGGGAGAGUCAGUGGCUGUCCAGCCAUUCCUGCGGCAAGCAGGCGAGCAGCAGCCCUGCAGCACAGCCCCAACAGCCUCCGACCUCUUCAUCAGCAGGAGGGGAAGGGGUGCAAAGACCAGUCUACACGGGGAGCAGCGACACGUCUUCAGAGACCUCGGAGGACUCAGACGGCAGCCCUUCCUGCCCGCAGGUGAGCGGCCCUCGCUCAGAAGAAAACCUCAAUUACACAUCCCUUGUCUUCCCGGGGAAAGGCUGUGGGCCAGGCUCUCCUGGGGACUACGAGAACAUGAAGACUAGGGCGGACUACGUCAACGUGGACCCAAAGAAGAGGAAUGUGGAUUUCUGGCCCUGCUCCAGCCCCGUGGCAUCCAAGUCCAUCGAGUACACCGAGGUGAAGCUGUGA